Ixodes scapularis (black-legged tick) is the source of this 1280-nucleotide messenger RNA. RefSeq lists its product as uncharacterized. The record is from RefSeq and is a predicted model, not a curated record. The transcript is spliced from 3 exons. NCBI's taxonomy places the organism in Eukaryota, Metazoa, Arthropoda, Arachnida, Ixodida, Ixodidae. Bases 540 to 1280 code for a protein of 246 amino acids.
GUAGAUAUGCGCGUUUUGACUGCGACGGUGACCUUAACCGUCCCUCACCCCCUGUUCCACUUUCUGUACCCGAUUGUAAAAAACCAGAUUCCCUCCUAGAGAACAAAGGUACAUUUCCCCCUCUCCCCCACUACACUCUGCAAUCGGGGACAACGUUCGGUACCUCUUCCCCUUCUUCGUAUGAGGUCAGAAGGUGAGGGAAAACUCAAAGGUGUGCAAGCUUCUCGCAGGCUUCGAAAAGUCAAGGACACUGGAUUGAGGCAGCUAUAAAAGGACCAGAAUGUAGAUAUUUUCUCACAUAACCAGGCAGAGCAAGGUGCUGCUGUGAACGACUACAUGGAGAACCAGAGCCCAGUCAACCGUUGCGAUGGAGGCCAUACCACGAGGGGCAAGAUUCGAGAACUUUUGAAGGAGGAAAGCAUGGUAGGCUUGUACGAGUUCUCACUCGAUCGAUCAAGACGACGCUACCAAGAACGCGAGAACGAGUCCAGCCACAAGUUCACGAGGGGACUGGAAACGAAGCUCGAACUGGGAACGGUAUGUACAAUAACAUCUACUGGGCCUAUUGUCGUGCUGUUUGUCUUUUCCAGAAAUGGGAUUCGCCACUGAAUCUUCGCUGGAUUAGCUUUCCUUAUAUUCUUGUUCACGAGCAUGCAGUUGCCCGUCAGCCCCUCAUAAUUCGUGUGCGGCCCAUGAAUCUAAUUACACCUUCAAUCUUCCAGACGGAGCGGUCCAAGUCGCAGUCUCGUAUCGCCGCCAAGUAUCGGGACGUGUUCGGCAGCUUCUGGGAUAUGCCGUCCGCCAUUCCUCCCCUGUCGCCUGGGACGUGCUGCGCGUCACUGUCGCCAAGCCGCCCGUCUCCAGGCCUGCCGCAACAGGGACCGGUGCCUUCUCCUAAAACGACGUCCCCCGAGGCCGCACCUAAGAGGACUCCAGGCGAGGCGUCCCAUGGACACCGGCCUCGCACCUCCGGGAGGGCCUUCCGGUUCUCCCGCUCGGAGCUGAGUGCUCUUUCGCCUCCAUCACUCGCGGCGUCCAAAAGAGGAAUCGGCCAGAGGCUGGCGUCUUUCUUCCGGGCCACCAAGGCCAAGAGGACACCUCGCAAUCAGCGGUUCUUUACUCGAGGCUACAUGCCAACGUGGAAGCUCGCGAGCCCCAUGCUGGGACGUCGCAGCUGUUGCCGCUUCGCCUCCUUGCGCGACCGAGUGCCGGCCCUCAUCCGCAAGUCGCUACGCCGCCGGUCCUAUGGCUACGCGGUCAACCCAUUACCACGUGUCUAG